AUGUCAGCCAUGGCCCCUGACCGAGAGCCGGUGCAAGAUGCACCGCUCAUCCUUGAGUCUUCCGCACAUCACGAUCAUCACGCUGCCCCGUGGCAUUGGCGCUGGCACGAGCCGUUUCUGGGCAAGACCCGGAAGGAACUGCAAAGGGCUCAGGAGGAGACGUGCCGCCUGAAAAGGGAAGUGGAGAACCUUCGAAAAGGGAUGGCCCGGCUUCAAGACCAGCUUGAGAGAGAGCAAGCAGCCCUGAGAGCUGCCCAAAUUAUCAAAGACGUGACCGAAGCACAGGCCUGGCCCAGGAUUCAAGACCUCAAAAGUAUGCUCACAGCUGCUGAACGUGCCGCUGGCGCUGCGCAGUAUGCUGCUGCAUGUGCGAAGCAGGAAAACCAGUGCCUUAGAGCAGAGUUCACUGCUCGGUUGGAAGAAGCCAAUGCAGCAAGAGGAGCGGAGCAAGCAAAGUUGCAAAGGCUGGCAGCAGAGCUGGAAGAGUUGCUCAGCACAGAAGACAAAUCCAAGCGUGGAGCGCCUCCGGACCAUGGACAAAUAGCCCUUCGAACGUCAACCAUCGAGACUGCCGCUAUGCCCGAUGCAGCCAAAAGGGUCGAGGACGCGAAUGCGCAAGAGGCCAACCAACAAGUGAGCACCGCAAGAAACCUCCCAAGAUGA
Durusdinium trenchii is the source of this 663-nucleotide messenger RNA. The record is from the annotation of a GenBank genome assembly. NCBI's taxonomy places the organism in Eukaryota, Dinophyceae, Suessiales, Symbiodiniaceae.